CGAAAGGAGAACAGGAAAAAGGGGAUACAAAAAAUCAAAUAACCAUUGCGGUUUCUGUGGCUGUUGGAUGUUGGGGGGGCCAACACACACACACAGUCAACCUACAGGAAAUAACGCUGGAUUGCUGCAAUGUUUUUGUUUCACAAUCGACGCGUUUUUGUCACUCUCAUCAUUGAAUUCCUGCUGCUUUUGCUAACCGACAACAAUGGACAACUGACACUAACCAAGGAGCCAACAACAGUUGCUGCCGCUGCUGCCAUUACACAACCGAAGAACUCAUCUUUACUCAGACCGUAUCUGCAGAUCAAGAAGCAUGCCAUCACAAGACUGACAAUUACCAAACCGCAUUCCCCCUACUAUCUGCCAUGCAUACCCCUAAUAAAUCCAUAUGAAUAUCAUCAAGAUAACUUGCCAAUUUACUGUAGUUGGUAUCGAAACGAUGAGGUCAUUGAACGUUUGUCUAUACGUAAAAAUGAUUUUUUCAUCUAUGAGAAUGGAACAUUACGUCUGCCACCAAAUGAACGUGCCAGCGGUGUUUAUCGCUGUAAAAUUGAAUCCGAUGAGAUGGGCGUAAUAUCGGAUAGCAUAACAGUCGAAUAUCCAGUGCUCAAACGUCUUUUUCCGGGCCAACAACAGGCGGCCAAUAUAACAGCCCAGGAGAAUCAUUCACAAGUGCUUAGCUGUCCGUUUCUUAGUGUGCCAGCGGCACGUAUUAGCUGGUAUUAUGGCAACGAGUCCCUGGCGAAUGAUAACAGCGCUAUAAUACUAAAUAAUGGCACUCUAAUCUUACGACAAUUGCGUUUGGAUCAAGCUGGCAAAUACAAAUGCGUGGCUCAGAACCCGAAUGCCAGCAAGAUUCAUCGCCAAUUUGUGUGGUUGCUGCGCGUCGAAUCGAAUGGCGAACGUCCGAGCGCCAUUGGAGAGGCUCAAUUGUUGCCCGCGUUUCAGAACGCCACCCUCUAUGUGGCCGCUGGCGGUUCCUUGUUGCUGCAGUGCCGAGCUGUGGCCGAUUUUGUGCCCAUCGAGUGGUGGCUGCGUCAUCCCAAUAAUACACUGACCAAGUUGAGCAACAACAGCGUGGCGCAGUCCAUCUCGAAUGCCAGUUUGAGCCGACAUGAGGGCUAUUACAGCUGCAUAACUCCCAUGGAGACACAGACGUUUCAUGUGAUAGUGACAAGCCCGCCGAGAAUUGUCAGCAUGCUGCCCGUCGAAUUGGUCUACAUCAGUCUCUCGAAAACAUUGACUUGUCGUGCCGAGGGCAAUCCACCUCCGAGUAUCAGUUGGUAUCAUAACGGCGCAUUGCUCAAUAGCUCGUACACACGUUUUAUCAGUGGCGACGAGCUGCACGUACACUCCUUUGACCCGGAGGAGGAGGGCAUCUAUCAGUGUUUCGCCCGGAAUGCUGCCGGCGAAGAUUCGGUGACGGGUGAGAUGCGUUACAAGCCGCAGCCAGAGCAGAGUAAUCCCCUUCAGAAUAUACGCUGCUAUCCGCAUAGUUUCCAUACCAUUAAUGUGACAUUCGAUAGCCGAGUCCUGGAGUCUAUGUUCCUGGUUCACAUAGUGCGAAAUAAUCCGCAUAGUUGGUCAUCCUUUGCACCGAUGAAACUAAAUCACACCUCGUUUGUGGUGAUUUCCACAAAUCUGCCGGUUUAUCGUCCCUUUGCUCUAAUCACACGUUUUCUUUAUCCCGGCUCUGAUGUGACAUCGGGUACAGCGGUCCCUCAGCAAUUGGUUCUCAGCUCGUUGCGCAGUCCUCCCGUGACCUGUUGCACUCAAGGAUUGAUGCUUCGCCCCAUUAAUCUGGGCAAUGAUACCUUUGUCAAAUGGUCACAAGCCGAAUUGGACAACAAGAAGUACUUUAUAUUGCAGUUCUCCAUUAAUCAUACACAUCCGCAUCCUUCACAAUUGCUGGUUAAUGGUCCCCUACAAGGAACUAUCACCCCCGUCAAGGACAAGGCCGAUGAAGUUCUUCGAGCGUUGACCAUAAUUCAUCCUCUAAAUCAGUCAGCAGCGGCCACUAUCCUGAGCAAUGCCGAACAUGAGGUGCUGGACAAUGAGGUGGAUGAUGUUACUCUCGAAAUGGAGGAGGAUAUAUUUAGCAUGGUGGUAAAUGCCAAUGUUACAGGCAUACUUCUUCAGCACUUUAUGCGUAUUAAAAUGCGUGUGCUAAUCAUAACCAGUGAGAAUGAAUUUCUGGGUCAAGAUUUUCGUUAUGUUCAAUGGAAAACUAUUGAGAAUGGCACAUCGGAACAGUCGAAUAUGCCAUUUCGUUUAACCACCGUAGAGUCGCGUGCUCUGGCCUUUAAGUUCUUGGACAGCCUCAAUGAAACAUGCGUUUACGAGUGCCAUUUGCUAAUACAAUUGUCUCUACGUAAACAGGAGGACAAGUGCAAGGAGCGCACCAUUUUUAACUCUGUUCUCCUUGUCAGUGGCCUGAAAGCCAAUGAGCGUUACAAUUUUCGCUUUUAUAAUUGCAGAACUCGCAUUUUUUAUGGCGAGCAAGAUGUUCAGACAUUGCCAGAUCCUCCCGGCACCAUUAGUAAUUCUCGUCUGAUCAUACACAAUGGUCUGAAACUUGUUUGGGAGCCACCCGUUAAUCCCAAUGGACGUGUCCAUCAUUACAACAUUAUUUGGACAUUGGAAAAUGUAACUCAUGAGGCUAAUGUACUCGAAUGUAAACCUUGUUCAUAUAAGUUUCCCAAUGUCUCGGAAUCGGACAAAAUACAUGUUGCAGUACGUGUGGUGGGCGAAACUGGUGUCGGAGCGCCCAUGUUCUUUGACAUGACCAAACACAGUCACAGUCUGUUGGAGCAUGAACCAAAGAGUUCCGUUUCGGAGGUGUACAGUGGUAUUGCCAUUGGUUCGCUGCUCUCGCUUUCCUGUGUAUUUGCCUUUGCAUUUUUUAUCAUCUAUCAGCGGCGUAGAUUCAAGGCGCGAGCUCAUGCCCCCACCCACUUGACCACGCCCACGGACAUCAAUUUCGGUAAUCUGAGCAGUGCUUCGGGCAUGCCGGGCGACAGUGCUGGCGGUCUGAGUGGUGGCACGUUGCAACAGGAUUGCCACGAAAUGCAAACGCUAAUACCACGCUCACGCUAUCACAUUGAGCUGUUGCCGGAGCACACGCUGGAAUAUCAGACAAGUGCAGCGGCCGCCACACAGUUGGCCAAAUGUAAUGGCAAUGGGCAAAUUGCAAGGCGCUCCGAACCGGAUAGCUCUCAGGGGGAGCUGAGCAUUGCUGGGGUACACAAUUUGUCGCAGUUGCCGCUCUUUACUGGAUCACCCGAACGCAAGACAGUGCAAGAUGCCAUGUUGCAGGAGGCGAAAGCCUUCUAUAUUCCCUAUUGCCACACACCGCCAAAUGCGGUUGCUCUCUCAGCUGGCAAUUCGAAUUCCAGUCACAAGCAAAGUUCCUCUAACAACGGCGAGGAGAUAAUCGUGCCGCCCAAUUCUCUUCCUCUGGUGGCCACCAUGCCGAGUUUGGCUGUUGGUGGCGGUGGCGGCGGCGGCGGUGGCUCAAAUGGCCGACGUAGCGGUAGUCUAAGCAGCAGCAGUGUUAGCAGUAGCAGCAAUGGCAGCAGCAGCAAAAAACAAUUCCACACUAACUUUGUGCGACAUUCAAAUUCCAAUGAUGGCAUAUGUCUGCUCGCUGAAGAAGAGUCGGCAGCGACUCUUACACCCACCUCAGAGCAAGAAUAUGCAGCUGUUUGCUUAACCAAUGGUUUCAAAUUACAGACGCCAGCCACGGCAGCAACAGUUGCCGCAAGCCAUUACAGCAGCUCUGGCAAGAGCAACAGCAAUAGCAACAGCAACAGCAGCAACAACAACAACAGCAGCCACACAAGCCAAAAGCAACGCGGCAAUGGCAAUCUAGCGAUCUCGUACAGCCACAAUGCAUCCAUAGUUCCUCCUGCCAACGAGUCACAGGGUCAUCAUACCAAUACCACUGUGUCCGUUAAUAACAAAACAACAAGAAAAGCUGCCAAGGCACCAAAGGCAACGACAACGACAACAACAUCCUCAACAAAACAGCCAUGGCCAACGGCGACGGCAACAGCUCUGCAUCGUCGUGCCCAGGUUGAUCCGAAUGGUUGAAUUAUCGGCCUUUGGUCAGCCAAGUUAAAGUAUUUUUUUCCUCUUUUCAUUAUUCGUUUGAUUAUAAAUAAUUAUUUAUAUACAUACAUAUAUAUGAUGAAGCUAAUGCACUAAUCAACACACAUACACAUACACAUUCGCAGCUCGAAACAUUCCAAAACCAAUUAUAUUAGAUCGUAUAAAGUUAAUCGAAGUCGAAAGAUUGGAAGCAUUUAUAAUGAUUACAUUUUAUAAAUGUAAAUAUUUGAUAUAAGUGUAAUUGUAUUUGUAAUUGUAAACUAAAAACUGAAGUGGAACCUAUGGGAGAAAUGAGUUAAUAAGCUGAUAUUUAUAUCCACAAACAUUUUUAUAUAAACAACACCACACGCACACACACACACACACACGAAACACUUACAUACACCUACACCUAAAUAUACGCUUAGUUGUAUGCUAUAGUUUUCUCUCCUAA
Molecule: messenger RNA, 4543 nt
Organism: Drosophila willistoni
Lineage: Eukaryota; Metazoa; Arthropoda; Insecta; Diptera; Drosophilidae
Gene: plum
Exons: 10
Coding region: 130-4092 (1320 amino acids)
Biological process (GO): cell-cell adhesion
Cellular component (GO): cell-cell junction
Molecular function (GO): cell adhesion molecule binding
Source: RefSeq, a predicted model, not a curated record